AUGUCAUCGGAGGCUUCGGCCUCCUCAACCUCUGCUAUAGAACGUCCUUCUCCUCAACAAGACUUCCACUUUAUCCGCUCCUUUGUGGCCGGAGGCGUGGCGGGAUGUUGUGCCAAAACAACAAUUGCCCCUUUAGACAGAGUAAAGAUUUUGCUCCAAGGCCAGAAUCAUCACUACAAACACUUAGGUGUGUUUGCCACUCUGAAGGCUGUGCCAAAGAAAGAGGGCUUCUGUGGCUUAUACAAAGGCAAUGGGGCCAUGAUGGUUAGAAUAUUUCCCUAUGGAGCUAUUCAGUUCAUGGCCCUUGACGCUUAUAAAAAGAUGCUCAGUAUUAAGUUUGGUAUCUCUGGGAAUAUCCACUGGCUCAUGGCAGGGUCUAUGGCAGGGAUGACUGCAGUGAUAUUCACCUACCCAUUGGAUGUGGUUCGUGCCAGAUUGGCCUUCCAGGUGACAGGAGAACACCGUUACUCUGGAAUUCUAAACGCCUUUCAAACAAUCUUUCUCAAGGAAGGAGGCAUAUUGGGUUUCUACAGAGGUUUCUCCUUCUUCACAUUUGGGACCCUGAAGAGUUUGGGACUGAAACACUUCCCAGACAGAUUCGGAACCCCAUCUUCAGACAACCCAAACGUCAUGGUUCUCAGGGCUCACGUCAACAUGGUGUGUGGAGGAAUGGCCGGGGCAAUUGCUCAAACCAUAUCAUAUCCGCUCGAUGUGGCCAGAAGGAGAAUGCAGUUAGGGGCAGUGCUUCCAGACUCUGAUAAGUGUGUAAGUCUUGGCAGGACACUGAAAUACGUGUACACAACAUAUGGAAUCAAAAAAGGACUUUACAGAGGCCUUUCUCUUAACUACAUCCGCUGUGUGCCCUCUCAAGCUGUGGCUUUUACUGUCUAUGAGUUCAUGAAGCAGGUCCUCCACCUAAACUAG
Molecule: messenger RNA, 924 nt
Organism: Knipowitschia caucasica
Lineage: Eukaryota; Metazoa; Chordata; Actinopteri; Gobiiformes; Gobiidae
Source: the annotation of a GenBank genome assembly